AUGGCUUCCUCACAAGCCCUCGAGGCCCUCGGCCACGCCCUCUCCGGUUCCUUUGGCACCGCCACGUCCACCGCAGUCCUCGCGCCGCUUGACCUCGUCACCACGCGCCUCAAAGUUCAGCGACAACUUGACGACCACGCGCAGUACACUGGCGUCCUCGACGCCUUUCGCAGCAUUUUACGCGACGAGGGCCUUGGGGCUUUUUACAGCGGCCUCGGCACCGACAUCGCCAAGUCCGUCAUCGACUCGUUUCUUUUCUUUGGCUUUUACAAUCUUUUGCGGCGGCGCAGCGGCAAAGCGCCCGGCGUGCUGCAAGAGGUGGCAUUUGGCAUGCUCGCGGGCGCUGCAUCCAAAGCGUGCACGGCACCGCUGUCAAAUGUCGUUGCCAGGCGUCAGAUGACGCCGAGCGAGGAGGAUAUGCGGUCGGUGACGCAGACGCUGCGGGAUAUGCGCAGAGAAGGCGGCGUCAAGGCGUUGUGGGCGGGCUACUCGGCGACGCUGGUGCUGACCCUGAAUCCGAGCAUCACCAUGUUGCUGAACAGGAGGCUGGCGGAGCGCGUAAUUCCAAUGCUCGAGGAGGAAACGGACGUGCCGGUCGCGUGGGCGGCGUUUCUGCUGGCUGCGACCAGCAAGUCGGCGGCAACGGCGCUGACGUACCCAUUUCAGACGGCCAAGACGAUGCUGCAGAUUCCGAAUGCGGGCUCGGAUGAAGAGGAUGGGUUGGAGGAGGAGGAAAAGGAAAAGAGGAGGAGAAAGAGGAGAACGUUAUGGGCGAGGCUGGUGGCGGCGUUUGAUCGGACGAUUUUUGGCAUGAUUCUGAGGCUGAUGAAGACGGAGGGGCUCAGGGCGUUGUAUGAUGGCAUGGAGGGUGAGCUGCUCAAGGGAUUUUUUAGUCAUGGCCUGACUAUGCUGGCCAAGGGCUUCUUUCACCGGUUGGUAAUUCGCGUUUGGAUCAUGUCGCAUGCCCGUCGUUCACUCAAGACGUCUGGCUGA
Molecule: messenger RNA, 993 nt
Organism: Beauveria bassiana ARSEF 2860
Lineage: Eukaryota; Fungi; Ascomycota; Sordariomycetes; Hypocreales; Cordycipitaceae
Product: mitochondrial carrier protein
Exons: 1
Coding region: 1-993 (330 amino acids)
Source: RefSeq, a predicted model, not a curated record